UAGGGGUGGAAUCACUAGUGAUGGGUAUUCCAAUAUACAAGUAUUAAUGCACAAUGUACAAGUCAUACCCUAUAAAACUCAAAAGUUUCACGCGUGCUGGGUUUAACGCGUUUAAAAUUCCACGCGUUAUUGUUUGAGUGGCGCCGGUGUUAUAACUCGUUUUGGAAAAUUCCACGCGUGAACUUUGUGUAUCACGCUUCCACCCCGUCCCCUCUUAGGUAGUUUUAGAUUAUUACUAUCUCAUACCCAAAAUUUUAUUUUAUUUUAUUUUUUGUGAGCGUUUCUGUGGUGAAGUACCUUCUCCCUCCUUCGUUACCCAAUAAACCCUAAACCACCACCGCCACCACAUGUCUUCCUCCCAAUCCGACGAACCCCAAAACCCAUCACCCGAUCCCACAACCAAAACCCCAGAUCAAGAAUCCACAGACCCGUCUCCAACAAACGAGAAUAAUCAAGAACACGAAGAAGAAGAAGGAGAAUGUGGGUUUUGUUUGUUCAUGAAAGGAGGCGGGUGCAAAGAAGUGUUCAUCAACUGGGAAAACUGCAUCGUAGAAGGCGAGAUAAACAAGGAGAAUAUAGUGGAUAAAUGUUUCGAUGUUACUUCCGCUUUGAAGAAAUGUAUGGAGGCCCAUUCAGAUUAUUAUGCUCCUAUUUUGCAGGCCGAGAAGGCGGCCGAACAUGAAGCUAUUAACCAGUUGAAUAAGGAGAAAGAGGCGCUUGCAGCGGUGCCGGUGGCCGGAGCAUCGGAUUCAGGGGCGGAAGAACAGAAACCAACCGGCGACUUCUUGAACAAAUUGAAGAAUUUUUUGCGUUGAUCAGUGAAAAUGUUGU
Messenger RNA from Helianthus annuus (common sunflower), 831 nucleotides. RefSeq lists its product as uncharacterized. Lineage: Eukaryota; Viridiplantae; Streptophyta; Magnoliopsida; Asterales; Asteraceae. The transcript has 2 exons. The record is from RefSeq and is a predicted model, not a curated record. Bases 348 to 815 code for a protein of 155 amino acids.